AUGAAAACUGAAAGGUUAGUCUUGAUUCAGAAAAAGCUAAGUCAGAAAAGAAAAGAAAAGGAACCAAUUCUCAUAGAGGACAAAUUCAAGAAUGAUUGUGAAUUAUUGAUGAAUGAAGGUGAAUUCCAUAGUAAUAAAGUAUCUGAGAGUGAUAAUGAACUCGCAUUAAAAGAAAGAUCACGUCAUGCUUGUGAUUUACUUUGUCUAUCUGAUAAUGCUAGCGAGAAAAUAAGCUAUUAUGACAAUUCUAAACUACCUGAAGAAGCUCCGAAAUGGUCAAUCUCUCGAUCAUAUGGUGAUGAUUAUCAACUAAUGAUUUAUUCUAAU
This is a messenger RNA of Funneliformis caledonium, 327 nucleotides long. The record is from the annotation of a GenBank genome assembly. NCBI's taxonomy places the organism in Eukaryota, Fungi, Glomeromycota, Glomeromycetes, Glomerales, Glomeraceae.